Messenger RNA from Filobasidium floriforme, 1632 nucleotides. RefSeq lists its product as uncharacterized. Bases 1 to 1632 code for a protein of 543 amino acids. The transcript has 4 exons. The record is from RefSeq and is a predicted model, not a curated record. Lineage: Eukaryota; Fungi; Basidiomycota; Tremellomycetes; Filobasidiales; Filobasidiaceae.
AUGCCUCGAUUCUUGAUUAGUGCGAGAUGGUUCUUGCGACGACGCAGCGGCAAAACCGGGACGCAAUCGUCCUCCGAUAGGUCAAUUGAAUCUCUUGAGACGGGCGAGUAUCAACAAGCUGAACUUAGCCUGAUGCACUCAAUCUACGGAGACCCAGCUUCUUCGCUCGCUCCGAAAUCGACAAUGACUAAGACCACCGAUCUGCAGUCCCAUAUGUCAACGACUGCUUGCCCACAGCCAGGGCAACCCCUAGUGAACCUCAACUCGAGAUCUGAAAGUGUGGGAACAGAGUUCGACUUACCUGUUCGAUCCCUUUCGACCUCGACUGGACCGGCCCGUUCAACCAUAUUCGAUCAUUGCGCCGCAAAUCGGUCGUCUGCUAUAAACUCAGCUCUGAAUCUAGUUGCCGAUACUCUUUCCGCCAUCUACUCCAAGUGCUUGAUUUACCCUAAAGGUGAAUACACGUUUCCAAACAUCCGUCCUGUAAGAGAGCUCUCGGGGAACCUUCCUGCGCAGAUCACAUACAGCUACGAGAAGAACGAGUGCUACCGCUUGUAUCUGUAUCAAGACGAGGAUGGUGGCCAUGCUCAAAAAGCGAUCGCAAGCGGACAACGAUUGAUCAGCCGAGUCGAAUAUGUACAAAUCGGGCCGUUCGGUGAUAUCUCAUCGACCAAACACCUACCAAGUACGAUAACUCGUCAAGAGUAUUCGCACUUACUCAACAUGCUACAGCAGCCGCUCACUUACUGGAAUCCAGCCCCUAUGCUGAGACGAGAUGAGGCACUCAGAAUUGUUAUUCUGAAGCUUGCCCGGAAUGAUGAGCAGAAACGGAUAGAGGUCGACUUUCAGCUUUUCCUUAGACCAGGUUUGGCACAGGGUGAUCUCGACCGAUCUGUGGACCGUCCUGGAGAAUCUUAUCUGUCUCGAAAUUCGGCUCCCGAAUCUAGUGCUGCUCUUGCUGCUGCAGACCCUGAACUGAAUAUUGUUCAUAACCGACCUCCAUCACUCAUGCACGACCAGCACCUUGAACUCGCAGCCAUGUUCUGGAAAUUGAUCGACGACCUCGAAUUCGAGCAUCAGAAGCGGAAUCAGGCCGGUAGUCCACUCUUCUUAGCAAGUGGGUGCAGAGGAGUGGCAAAAGAGUUCCACCUCUCAAUCAAGAUUGAGGAUGGUCGACUUGAAGCGUGGGAGUCACUCGCGCAUCGCUUGGAUUCCCUGAAGUUGCCUCGCUUACGCUACCCAGAAAUCAAGAACAAAAGACUUCCACGAAACAUCAGUUUCGAAGCCGAAAAGAUCGACAUCUUGACCGCUCCUGUUGACCGUUCCAACCUGAAAUGUGAUUGGGAAAAUUUCACUCUGGAAAGAUGUAGCAUUAAGAGCCAAAAGAAAGACAGGAACAGCGGAUCUGCUCUUUCUGUCCAAGAGUACGAAGCCGCUGCGUUGAGGGUCAUCCGCGAGACUCAAAAGUUUCACUUUCCCGACAUGGAUGUCUCAAUACUCUUGGCCAAUGUUUGCCAAUGGACCGAGAACGUUCGCACCAGCCAGGUGCCCAUCAUCGACUACCACGACACGCAAGCUUGGGUCAACCACCUCACUUCGGGCUUGGACGAUUUCAACCUCCUUCUUGUUUAA